Abrus precatorius (Indian licorice) is the source of this 1500-nucleotide messenger RNA. Its product is annotated as bZIP transcription factor TRAB1-like. Gene Ontology annotation, biological process: positive regulation of DNA-templated transcription. The record is from RefSeq and is a predicted model, not a curated record. The coding region runs from base 269 to 1084 and encodes 271 amino acids. Gene Ontology annotation, cellular component: nucleus. The transcript is spliced from 4 exons. Lineage: Eukaryota; Viridiplantae; Streptophyta; Magnoliopsida; Fabales; Fabaceae. Gene Ontology annotation, molecular function: DNA-binding transcription factor activity.
CAAUGAGAAGCCCUUAUGACCCUAUCAAAGUGUGCCACUUGCCAUCAUUUUCCACAAAAUUGCGAAUCACACUCACAAAACACAACACAAAGUUUACACCAACUACCCUUUUUUCCUUUUCCGUUUUCUUCUCAAAUUGUUCCCAUUUUCACUUUGAUUCACCCCACCAAUCAUGUUUUUCUUUCUGCACUUUCCAACCCCGAUAUCAUAGCCUCUCUCUCUUGUUUGAGAUCCUCUUCCCUUUUUCCAUUUUCAGGUUUUGGUUUGAAUGGGGAUUCAAACGAUGGGUUCUCAAGGUAAUGGGCAACAGUCUCAUUUACAGCCUUCUUCUUUGUCUAGGCAAGGUUCAUGGUAUAGUCUCACUCUUGAUGAGGUUAAUAGUCAAUUAGGAGAUAUGGGGAAGCCAUUGGGGAGUAUGAACCUUGAUGAGCUUCUUCAAAAUGUGUGGACUGCUGAAGCAAGCAAGUCUGUGAUUGGCAGUGUGGAAAGCGAGAACAUGUCGUCGUCGUCUUCCCUUCAACGGCAGGCCAGCCUUACGUUGGCCCGCGCGUUGAGUGGGAAGACGGUGGACGAUGUGUGGAGGGAAAUUCAGCAAGGACAGAAGAAAAGGUAUGGAGAGGAUGUGAAAAGUCAGGAUAGAGAAAUGACUCUUGGUGAAACCACCUUAGAGGAUUUCUUGGUGCAAGCAGGGCUUUUUGCUGAAGCUUCUAUCAGUCCAGCUGCAGGGUUGGACACAAUGGAUUCCCCUGUGCCUCAAGGUUUUCAACAGAAAAUAGGCCUGUCAUCCUCCCCUUCAAUUGGCAGUUUAUCCGACUCGAGACCGGGCCGGAAAAGGGAUGCUCCUGAUGCAUAUGAGAAAACUCUGGAAAGGAGAUUGAGAAGGAAAAUCAAGAACAGGGAAUCUGCUGCCCGGUCCCGAGCUCGAAAACAGGCUUACCAUAAUGAACUGGUCAACAAGGUUUCCCGUUUAGAAGAAGAAAAUGUAAAGCUCAAGAAAGAGAAGGAGUUUGAAGAAAAGUUACCGCCCGAUACAUUGCCUGAACAAAAAUAUCAGCUUAGAAGAAUAAAUUCUGCCUCAUUCUGAUUCUGACACAUGACCUGUGAUGAAGUUUUCUUGUUCACCGUGUUCUUGAUUUAUUGGGGACAUGUCCAGAAUUGCAUCAUCACUGCAUUGCUCACUGCUACUGCAACUGGUGUUGUAUUGAUCAGGUAGGAGAGUUUGUUCUAUAUUUACAAUUAACUAACUAAAGGGUACAUAUUGCUGCAAAGGUUUGAUGUUCAUAAGCUUUAGCUUUGCUUGGAAACAGUAUCAGGAAAUAUGAGUCAGGUGGAAGGGUUGCCUUUUUGUAUAAUGAAUUAUCUGUGUGUACUGAGGCUCCUAUUAGGCAGUAAGUUAUUGCAUGGUGACUACCAGAAAAGCUGAAACUAGGUAAGGUAGGUCUUGUUUGCAUUUCUGAAAUGCAAUAUUGUAUUAAACUAAAUUAAUAUAUGUUGGUACGU